Cetraspora pellucida is the source of this 699-nucleotide messenger RNA. The record is from the annotation of a GenBank genome assembly. NCBI's taxonomy places the organism in Eukaryota, Fungi, Glomeromycota, Glomeromycetes, Diversisporales, Gigasporaceae.
AUGGGUGAAACAGAUAUGUUAUCAGCGCAGUUUAUCUCUGCAUAUACGUAUCUUAAUAAACAUUCAAAUAUCAAGCUAUCUGAUGAAAUUAAAUUAAAGCUUUAUGGUACUUAUAAAGCUGCAACGAUUGGCACUUGUAAUGCUCCAAAACCUUCUUUACUAGAUUUUAGAGGUAGAGCAAAGUGGGAUUCCUGGAACGAACUAGGUGAAAUUUCAAAAGAGGAUGCAAAGCAACGUUAUAUCGAUAUUUUGGAACAAGCAAAGGAAACGAAGGCUAUUCCACAAGAUAGAUGGACAUAUGUUUCCACUUUGUCAUAUGAAGAAGAGGCAACGACAAAUGAUAGUGAUGAUGUUUUUUCAUACGCCAAGCAAGGUAAGUCGUCUGAGAUAAGCGGAAUAUUAGAAUCAGGAGAAGCUAAUGUAAAUGCCAAAGAUGACCAGGGAUUAUCACUCUUGCAUUGGGCUUGUGAUCGAGGACAUUUGAAUGUUGUUAAAUUAUUGGUCGAAAAAGGUGCCGAUAUGAACGUUUUGACAACUGGAAAUGAGACUCCUUUACAUUAUGCAUGUAUUUCUGAGCACCUAGAUUGCGCAAGAUAUUUGUAUAAAAAUGGUGCUAACAUUUUACUAAAAGAUGAAGAUGGAUUGACAGCUUUUGAACAUUGUAGUAUAGAGUUUAAACAAUUAAUAAUUCAAGAGUAG